Molecule: messenger RNA, 1245 nt
Organism: Suillus discolor
Lineage: Eukaryota; Fungi; Basidiomycota; Agaricomycetes; Boletales; Suillaceae
Exons: 4
Coding region: 1-1140 (379 amino acids)
Source: RefSeq, a predicted model, not a curated record
AUGCCAACUAUGGAUGAAUUAGCUAUUGGCUCAUAUAGGGAUCGCUCGCCAUCCCUUCCUACUAUUCCUCUCGACGAUAUAUUUCAGCAUCUUCCUAUCCAAAGCGUCCUGGCACUACGGCAGGCUAUCACCCGUCUGCGCAGUCUGUGGGCUCUCCUUCUGCGGACUCUUGUCCAGGAACAAAACAUCCCUAUACCCUACUUCUAUGGAAAAUCCCUUGAGUCUUUGUCAGCCUUAGAGCUCGAGCGGCGUACAUGUCGUGCACUCGCUCUUCGCAGAAACUGGACUAACCCUAAUCCGAAUGUGAAGAGGGAAAUUGAUUUUGAAGAGCCCUCCGAGAAGGAUUUGUACAUUUUCUUUAUGGAGUUUCUCCCUGGCAAAAGAAAUCGUUGGUUUAUUUCUGUUGCGACUAGGGUGGUAGGCCAAUUUCGCCUACAACGCGUUAUCCAGUGCUGGGACCUUGCUGUCCUACAACCCGUGUGCAUAGCAAAAUUGACAUACAUGGAAGGGCCAUACGACCGUGUUGUUAUCAAUGACGAUCCCUCUUCUCCAGCCAUGAUAGCGAUCCAGUCAUCACUAACGGAAAUACUCACAAUCGACUUCGAAGAGAAAAACCCCGAGUCAGCAUUCGUUCCGCUGAGUACCAUUGAUGGACUUAGAGAGAUUCACCUACUCAGUGAGAGCACACUCGUCACGAGGCGUCCAGAAGACGACGGGGAAGUGAGCAUAUGGGACAUCAGUGAUCAGCCUUAUGAGAAAAUCCAGUUGGUGAGCCCCUCGCUAUCACCGUUCCAUUACUGCGAAGCUAUGCAUCUCUGUGACGAUUACAUAGUAAUCAUCCGCCGUCAGAUUGUCGAGCUCUACUCCACCAUUCCCCGACCCAACAACCUUGCAACGCCGGGAGUGUCAAUCUCGUACCCACUCGCACAGCACAACUUUCAACGGCUCAUAGACUCCGUCUACAUGUCAGGGCAAGUCAACUGGCAUGCUGCGCGCUCGCGCCGCCCCUCACCAAUCAACAUUGUCGUUCGUUUUAGAAGCACCAAUCUCUGGCCGGUGAACACGUUGUAUCUUUUCGUACUUACGCCAAAUCCCGCGUACAUUCCAGGACGAGAGACUUCUCUAUAUAACCUUCCAUAAGUGGCACAGCCCACUCUAGUGCAGACGAUAGGCUCACCAGUGUUUUCAUUUCGAACGUCGGACGUUGCUCUAGGACGAUAUGGUACUGUUAUCUGGCUUGACAAC